CUCGCUCGCUGGCUCGAGGGGCGGCCGGCAGCUGGCGCGGGCAGAGGCGGCGGCGCGACCGGGAUGGGACGGGCGCGAGGGCGCAGGAGCCGCGGCGGCGGCGGCGGCGGGGGCCACGCAACUCCGGCCAAGUGCGGGGCCGCGGGCGAGGACACGGGGCGCUGAGCUCGGGCCCCCGCUCCGCUCCGGCCCGGCCGAGCCCGGGAGAGCGCGCAGCGGCGCAGCCCAGGAAGCGCCGCCCGCCUGCGUCCGGGAAGAGCGGCGCCGGGAGAGCGAGCCAUGCCCGGCGCCCGAGUGUAGCCGCUCGGGCUGCUCCCGGGAGCCGCGGGCCGGGCCGGGCGCGCGACAGGAGCAGCCCCGCGCCGCGCCCACCGCGCGCAGAGGACCAUGCCGCCCCCGGGCCGGGCGCCGCCGCUCGGGCUCCUGCUGGCGCUGACUGCGCUCCGGUGCCCAGUGACGGAGAGUCGUGGAAUUGUGGACAGCCUCCAGAGGUUUUCCUCGCUGCCUGCUUAUCUCCCCACCAGCUUCCAAAUCACUGACGCAGACGAGUUCUUCUUCCUAAAAGAAGCCAACCAGGACGUCACGAGGAACUCCAGCCUGCAGGCCCGGGUAGAGUCCUUCUUCAUCUACCGGGCCAGGACCCCCCCGGUUGUCAAUGCCAGCUACGGCCCAUUUUCAGCUGAGAAGACCAUCCCCCAGGAGCUCAUGCUGACCUCCACCGCCUUUGCCAACAUGGCCAAGUUUCCUUUCAGCUGGAAGCUGAAAUCGCACAUCCUUGACAGCUCCAUCUACUCCAACAGGCCUAAGGUGCAGACCUUGUUUUACAUCACCGGGAUGGCCUGGCAUGAUAGUGACCCUGCGGACAAUCUACCAUGUGUCAAGAUGUUUGCUUUUCCGGAGGCCAGGGAAGUGGCAGCCAGCUGUCGGCUGCAAGGGGACCCGGGGCUGUGCAUGGCCGAGCUGGAGCUGCUGCCUGAGUGGUUCAGCUCCGGGCUGGAUCUGGAGCCCGAGGAGGAGAUCCCGGCCCUGCUGGGGGGCACGGCCAUGGAGCUCUUCUUCACGCUCUACCCGGCUGACCAGGCUGGCCAGUGUCCUCUGGUAGAGGACGGCAAGUGGGAGAACAACAUCCACUCGGGCCAGGAGGGCCCCCAGCAGCCGUCUCCGGCCCGGGAGAGGAUUGGGAGUGUGGUGGUCUAUCCGACUCAGGACGACCUGAAGUGGUCCCUGGUGAGCCUGGACGAGAACCUCGUCAUCUCUGUACCUGUGAACCUCAUCCGGGAAGGGGAAACGGCCACCUUUUUGGUGUCUCUGACCAGUGGCUCUGUGGCAGACCACUUCACUCUUAGAAUUAAGGCAGCAGCAGGUGUGAAGAUAAUGGCAGUGAGAAUCAGCAGGGAAGAGCAAUGGGCAGUCCAGGAAGACAUAGAGCAUGGCGACGAGCAGACGACAGCCACCCUCACCUGUGUGGGCCAUCACCCGGACACGCAGAGCAGAGCAAAUGGCUCCUUCUAUGAGGUCUUGCAAGUAGAAGUUGGAGUUGACAACAGCAGUGGGCUGGCCGGGGCCCAGCAAAUUACGUGGCAAGUGGAGUACCCGGCAGAGGAGUCCAUGAGCGAGCUGGUCGUGUCAGAGAUCUUUGUCAGCCAGACAAGCUUUGUGGGCAUCGUCCCUCUUGCAAUGGACACGGAGAUUCUGAACACGGCCGUUCUCACUGGAAAGGCUGUUUCGGUUCCCAUCAAGGUUGUGGGUGUCCAAGAAGAUGGUUCUGUGGUGGACGUGUCGGAGUCUGUGGAAUGCAGGUCUGCGGAUGAAGACGUCGUUAAGGUGUCCAACCACUGUGACUCCGUGUUUGUGAACGGGAAGGAGAUGAAGAGCAAAGUGGACACAAUCGUGAACUUCACCCACCAGCACUUCACCUCCCAGUUAACCGUCACCGUCUGGGCGCCCAGGCUGCCCCUGCAGAUCGAGAUCUCAGACACGGAGCUGAGCCAGAUCAAAGGAUGGAGGGUCCCUGUGGCCCCCAACAGGAGGCCCACCCGAGACAGCGACGACGAGGAGGACGAGGACAGGAAGGGGAGGGGCUGCUCCCUGCAGUACCAGCACGCCACGGUGCGUGUCCUCGCCCAGUUCGUGGCCGAGGCGCCCGACGUGGGGCAGCUGAGCUACAUGCUGGGCCCCGACUGGCAGCUGGACAUCACCGACCUUGUGGCGGAUUUCAUGAAGGUGGAAGAGCCGAAAAUCGCCCAGUUACAGGAUGGCAGGACCCUGGUGGGGCGGGAGCCCGGAAUAACCACCGUGCAGGUCCUCUCGCCGCUCUCUGACUCCAUCCUGGCUGAGAAGACGGUGAUCGUCCUGGAUGAUCGUGUCACCAUCGCAGACCUGGGUGUGCAGCUGGUGGCGGGUUUGUCCCUUUCCCUGCAGCCUCACAGGGCGGACAGAAGAGCCAUCGUCUCAACAGUGGCGGCCCAGGACGUCCUUCAAGCCCCACAGCAGGAAGCAAUAAUCAGUUCUUGGAUUUUGUUCAGUGAUGGUUCGGUGACACCCUUAGAUAUUUAUGAUCCCAAGGAUUUUUCUAUUUCUGCCUCAUCAUUGGACGAAAUGGUGGUGUCUGUCCAGGCGAAUCUUCAGCCCAAAUGGCCGGUUGUGGUUGCAGAGGGCGAAGGGCAAGGACCCUUGAUUAAAUUAGAAAUGAUGAUUAGUGAACCUUGUCAGAAGACCAAGAGGAAGAGCGUUCUUGCCGUGGGUAAAGGAAACGUCAAGGUCAAAUUUGAACCAAGCACUGAUGAACACCGAGUGGGCACCAAUGACAUUGAGGGCAUCAGUCGGGAAUACAAAGGCCACCUCGGUAAUUCCAUAGAGCGUGAAGGAAACCAGGAGAGAGCGGUUCAGGAAUGGUUCCAACAUGGUGCCUCUGUUGGCCAAGUGGAAAGUACCAAUAAAAGCACAACCCCACAGUCUCCCAUGGAGAGAAAGGAGAAGAAGUUAGUCAAGAGUGGUGGUCCAGACACCUUCACAAGCUUCCCCACUGCAGGGAAGUUACCGGAAACCAAUGAUCCCAGCGACCUUACGGUGACCUCCAGGGGGCUCACCGACUUGGAGAUCAGCAUGUAUGCUCUGCUCUGUGUCUUCUGCCUGGCCGUCCUGGUCUUCUUAAUCAACUGCGUGGCGUUUGCUUGGAAAUACAGACACAAAAGACUGGCUGUGAGUGAGCAAGGCAACAUCCCCCACUCCCAUGACUGGGUCUGGCUUGGGAAUGAAGUGGAACUUCUGGAGAACCCCGUGGAUAUCACGCUCCCGUCGGAGGAGUGCACGACCAUGAUGGACAGGGGGCUGCAGUUUGAGGAGAGGAACUUCCUUCUGAAUGGCAGUUCCCAGAAGACUUUCCACAGUCAACUGCUCAGACCUUCUGACUAUGUCUAUGAGAAAGAAAUAAAAAAUGAACCUAUCACUCCAUCGGGCCCAAAGAGGAAGAGAGUCAAGUUCACUUCCUACACCACCAUCCUCCCCGAGGAUGGCGGCCCGUACACCAACUCCAUCCUGUUCGACAGCGACGACAACAUCAAGUGGGUCUGCCAAGAUAUGGGGCUGGGGGAUUCCCAGGACUUUAGAGACUAUAUGGAAAGACUGCAAGACCAGAUGUAAACUCCUUUCUUAUGUUUGUAUUCACCUUUAUGCCUUCUGUUUUUGCAAUGGUGGAGCAGUGAGUUUGAUCAGCAAUAGGGGUGAUGUAACAAAGCCUGAUCAGUGGAGGUCUGGUGGGAUCCCUUUCUAAGUAGGUAUCAGAGGUCCGGAGCGCUAGAGCAGCUGGGCUUGAAGCUGCGAAGUGUCCCUAAAACAGCCACAUGUAGGAGAAAUUCUCAGACAACAGUUUCACCUGCUGCCUGGGACUAGCUCAGUUCAAAUACAGUAAACCUGACCCCACAGACAUUGUUAGUCAAAUUGUGACCAACGGCCGUGCGGCAUUAGAAAAGACUUGAUGGUGAGUUUUCUAUUUCUAGACCUUUUAAAGCACAGUGGACCUUUCUUGCCCUUGGCCUGAGGUUGGACAUACGUGAAAGAUGCUGAGUGUAGCUGCCCUUCUUUGUGAUGCGUGAUGCUAAUUAAUUUUAUAUGCACUUGCUCCUGCACCUGGUUCCUUUGACCUCUGGAAGUUCUUUUGGAAACACGAAGAAAAGAAAUUUCCUUCUUUUCUCCGAGAUCUGUUUGAGUCACAUGGGUUGUAGUCACGCCAUGUUACUUCCUGUUUGAUGUACAUGAGGUUUCCUGGUUCUUGUUUUUCUGGGUGUCUGUGCAGGUCAGGCUUUCCCCAGUUCCCCAAACUUCAUUACUUAGGGGCAGCAUCUAAGAAGCUUAUUCACUUGUCUUUCCUCCUUUUUGUUGUCGACCUUUCUUGUAUCAGAUGGGGACACGGGAUUUUACUGAAAAUAUUACUAUACUGUGAGGGAGGGCCAUCUCUGUACAGUUUUCUACGUAAGCUUAAAAACUGGAGAAAAGUUGUGACCCACAAACAUUUAUUUUAUCUUCUCUGUGUUGAAGAGUUUUGGGGAACUCUUGGAGUGCAUUUCUGGGGCAAACGACCUCGAAAUAGCUGUAUAUCUACAAGUGCUCUGUGGUCAACACAAUUUAUUAUCCGAACUGAAAUCUAAAUGUAAAAUUGAUAUGCACAGAAAGGAAAUUGCUUCCGCUUAAAUGUGCCAUUUUACCAGAACAAAACCUUUUUAAAAAGCAGAAUGACGUUUUAAUUUAGCAAUAUGUAGUAAUCCAUCCAUCCCUAGAAUGAUUCUUCCCCCACCCCAAAUAUCCUCAGUCAUGACUCUGGCAGAGAGAAAACCCAUAUAGGGUGUGCACUGAUGGAGAAAAACAAUUGGGUUCUCCCCCUAAAUUCAUAAAAGUAAACGACUGUUUCAGAGCUCAAGAAGCAGUUAUGAUGAAAAACCAUAGCCAUUGGAAACUUGAAGUGGCAAGAGAGAGAGAGAGAGAAAGCAUGAUUCCUGCAUAAUUUUUAAAUAAAAGAUGUUUUUCAAAGAACAAUGUGAAUGGUCUCCAGCAAAGCAAGCAUUUGAGAGUAGGAAACCAUGACAACGUUUUUAUUAAGAUGGGAUAGCUGGAAAAAUGGACCCUGGACUAAUAUGUCUCAUUACAAGCUUUCUCAAGCCAUUUGCAGCUCUUAGAAACAGAAUUUUAAGGGCCCAGAGGACCUACUGGAGGUUAUUGGAGACAUUUCCUUGACACCAAAUGACUGACAACUGAGCUAUUCCAAACAGGUGAUGUCUCGUUCCCUUGUAGGUUUCUGUGCGUGGGAAUGAGACAGCCCAGCCUCCCCCAUCCAUGACACAGCAGUCACAAGGUUCUUGCCUGUGUCUCUCGCCCCCGCUGCUGCAGGGCACACCUGACCGGUGAUGCAGGUGUGGCUGGUGUUCCCUUGAGCUUGUGUUUAAAAUGAAGCUGGCGCAGUUCCAAAAUGCUUUCAGUCCGAAGGCUGAGUGAAGCCAGGAGACCCAGGCGUGAGCUUCCAAAGGAGUUUGCAAAGAGAUGGCGACACCUGCAGCACGAGCCACCCAGGUGCCAAAAGAAGCUGCCACUGCUGUUCAAAGGGCUCGGCGGGAGGCAGCUCAAAGCCACUGCAUAGGGCCAGAGAGAGAUUCGUUCCGGAAGGAACGUUCCAGAAAUAGUGGGAAUUUCGUUUCUGACACUGAGGAAUCUCAGCUGAUACAGGGGUGAGUCUUUGUCACACACAGCAGGUGGCCUUCCCCUGGUCAGGUGAGACUUUGGGAGGGGUAGAGUUUGGGAGGGGACGAAGGAAAUUACAUUGUCACAUCAUCAAGGAACAUCCAAACUAGCGCAUGUCCCAUGAUCGGAGUGCUUGACGCGGCCCAGGGAGCAAACUGUGGGGCACUGGAGGGUGCCACAGGGUCCUCGGCAGAACUGAAGCUGACCGCUGUACUGAAGUGGCCUCCUGGGGACAAGCUAGAGUCACCUGAGGGGGACAGGCUCUGUACGGUCACAUUCGUUUGUUUAUGUUGAAACUCAGUACAAAAUAAACGUCAAGUGCAAGGUUGUGGAGGAGAGGGUUCCCUUUACCACGCAGUACACAUGUAUAUGCACACGUACAUGUGUGUACCCGUACAUGUGUGCAUGUGUACAUGUGGAUAGUGGAGAGCCAGAGAACACAGUGUUUAGUGGGCAUCCACAGUGACCGUCAGCGGUGUGGACACAGUUCAGCUUCACAGAAUUUCCUUGAAGUUCUUUCUGCUCUAAACAUUUCCUGCUGACUAGAAACCAUGGGUCAGGUCUGCUUGUUUUCCAGCUGUUCUUUAAAACAAACAGGAGCCAUACCCUAAAUAUUUAAACAAAGCAGGGGAAAUGAUAUCACUUGUUAAGCCUUGAAAUCCAGGUUCUUGGGGGCCAUGCAUUUGCUUGGAUUUUCCAGGUGUUUAUGGCUGAGGAACCCAAAUGACUGGUGCCCAUAACCUGCAAGAAACACCACUGACAGAGCCCCUACCCCCCCCAAGGACAGGACGCUCAGACUCCUCCCAGGACAGAGGCCAGCUUGCCUCUCCAGGGGACACUGGGCUGUGAGCAUCGUUCGUCGUAUGGGGUGGCCCGUUCAGGUGCUCCGGGGGGGUCAGUGUGUGACAGCGCUGUUUCCAGGACCCAGACAUGGUGCUUUCCUGGCCGGCCACGGAGAUCAAAGAGCAGCUGGCGCAAGAAAGCACUGGAGUUUAAUAAGCACACACAGUGUGGUGUUGGAGAGAAAGCCAGAAGAAAAGACUCGAAGCUUUCCCCAGAAACUACCCCGGAAGAAUGUCCUCCUAGCAAACCUCAGACGCUCCCAGGAGCCCUCGACUUCGUCGCCGUGUUGCCAGGCACUCUCGCCGGCCGGGGUAGGUUCCCGGGCAGGUAACCCUCAAGCUCUGGGCCGAGGGGUCCUGUCUGUAAACACAAACGCAGGGAAACAAUGGGUUGACGUCGGUGCCACCACCACAUCUGUAGGCGUAUUGUGUACCUCGCUGAUUUUUAAGUUUUGGGAAGUCUGGCUUGGUGCGUUUUGAUCCGCAUUCUCGCUCCACAUGUGCAGAAAGGCGUCUUGCCAGGGUUGGGAUAUUGGAGCCAUGGGACAGGCUCUUCCGAGCAGAACCCUGAAUCCAGGGUCAGCGGCCGCAGAGCGUGGUCCCGUGUGGUUCCUCCACGUCACUGGCACCUCGUGUUUUCUACUCCCGUCAUCUCAGAAAUGAUCUCCAUCGUGGUCUCUGUCGGGGACACGAUAGAUGGUUUCGAAACCCAGCAGCCAUCCCCUCCAUCAAAAUUAUAUGUGUGCGCCGUAACACCUAUCGUCUGCUAUGUGAGAGAGAGUACGGGUGGUGGAAAAGUGAUGCUCAAAUGUGGAGAGCAGAUAUUUUUGUAUGUAAUAUAGGCAAUAUACUCAAACACUGAGGGGUGUACUGGAAUAAAUACAUUGUAAAACAAAAGCAUGCGAACCUGUAGCUUUUAAAUGUACAGACAUCUCACUCGAUAUCUAAACCAAUGAUGGGAAAACACUGGGACCUAAUGUCACGAGAUGCACUGAGUUGGGAAUGAGGCCUGCAAAGGGCCUGGCUCACCUUGGGAUUGUUGGUGGAAUCUGCCAGAACGUUUUGAUCUUACUCUGCAUUACUUUUGGAUUUUUUUUCUUUUACUUUUUUUUUCUGGAAAUAUUUCAGAAAUAAAGUGACUUCAUUUUCCAGCAUAAUGGUAUAUUCUAACCACAGGGUAACACAUCAUUUUAACAUGGAAAUAAACAUUUAAACCUUCUUCAAUGGUUUCAUUAUUUUACCCACAUAUUCCCUCGUUAAUUUCUGCAUCGGUAUGAUUUG
Rhinolophus ferrumequinum (greater horseshoe bat) is the source of this 7853-nucleotide messenger RNA. RefSeq names its product transmembrane protein 132B (gene TMEM132B). The coding region runs from base 388 to 3642 and encodes 1084 amino acids. The record is from RefSeq and is a predicted model, not a curated record. The transcript is spliced from 9 exons. NCBI's taxonomy places the organism in Eukaryota, Metazoa, Chordata, Mammalia, Chiroptera, Rhinolophidae.